AUGGAGAGAAAAGUAAAGCCACGAAAGGCAAAAGGUAAAACAUCUGAAGGAAGAAAGUAACUUAGCACUGUGUUAGUGCUUCAAUGAAAUCUUGUCUACAUUGUGGGGUUACCUCUUAAUUUGGCAGAUGAAGACCUUUUCCAACGGAGAGAGUAUUUUGGUCAGUAUGGAAAGGUGCUGAAGGUGUCUAUAUCUCGGACAGCAGCUGGUGCUAUUCAACAUUUUGCAAACAAUACUUGUAGUGUAUAUAUUACUUACUCAAAGGAGGAGGAAGCGGUUCGAUGUAUUCAAUCAGUGCAUGGGUUUACCUUGGAUGGUAGACCAUUGAGGGCAUGCUUUGGAACCACAAAAUAUUGCCAUGCCUGGCUGAAAAAUGUGUCUUGCAGCAAUCCUGAUUGUCUAUAUUUGCAUGAGAUUAGCACACAAGAAGAUAGUUUCACUAAAGAUGAAAUAAUAUCAGCAUACACAAAUCUAGCUGAAAAUAUUCGUGGCACAGAAUUUCUAGGUUAUGACACACUUUCCACCAGAGCAGCAGUUGAGGCUCUCUUGGUGAAUGUGAAACCGGUGCUACAGGUUUUCGAAGGCAGCGAAGUGGAAGUUUUUUUCAAUAGGACACCAUUUUAUGCUGAAUCAGGUGGUCAAAUUGGAGACAAUGGUUUUCUAUUUAUUUCAGAACCUGGAAACCAACAGACUGCUGUUGUAGAGAUAAAAGACGUCAAAAAAUCCAUCGGUAAUAUAUUUGUUCGUAAGGGUACUACCAAGGAGGGAAGUAUAGAGGUUGGCGGUGAAGUGGAAGUUGCGGUAGAUGCAAAGUUGAGGCAACGAGCUAAGGUACUGGCUUAA
Messenger RNA from Camellia sinensis, 843 nucleotides. The record is from RefSeq and is a predicted model, not a curated record. NCBI's taxonomy places the organism in Eukaryota, Viridiplantae, Streptophyta, Magnoliopsida, Ericales, Theaceae.